AAACUGAGUUCAACAUGAACACCUGAAUGCAGCACAUGAAGUUCAAUCUGGAGCGAGUUGUGACAUUCGAUGGCCACCGAGGAAAAACAUAGUUGUUCGGACGACACUUUUAACCCAGACCCAGGGGGAGCAGGAACAACACCAAAUGCCCCAUGUGACCAAAGCGCAGAGCAGAUUACAAGCAGGCAGUUGACUGAACCAGGCCGGUUUGCUUAUGCAGCAUUGUGUAGUGUUUCUCUGGGGCAUUUAUUUUCUGGAACAGAAAACAGUGUGUUUAGGGAAAACUACCUGCAGGGAUUAGUCCUCUGGCUGGAACUGGAUGAGUCUGUGAUGCCGGUUAUGGGGGCCUUCCUUUCAGGCCUUGGCUUUGAGGGAUCUGACACAUUUCUUUCCGUCCUCCAGGCUGAACCACUGCUGGCUGCAGGAGCCACCCCCAUCAUACAGGAUCUGGUGUCUUUUUCUGUCAAAGAUGGUCAGUAUGAUGCCCGAGCCAGAGUUCUCAUCCGACAUGUCAGCUGUCUACUACGAGUUGCUCCGCAGCAUCUGGAGAAGUUUGAGGAGACACUAGGAGAGACGCUGACAGAACAAGGAGAAGAGAGCGAAGAGGAGUCCUCUCGGCGGCGGAGGAAAGAAAGAGGACGAAAGUUACGACGCUACCUCCUCAUUGGACUGGCCACUGUUGGCGGAGGCACUGUGAUUGGUGUGACAGGUGGGCUGGCAGCUCCGUUUCUGGCGGCAGGGGUCGGUGCUGUGAUUGGUGCUGGAGGAGCUGCAGCUCUGGGAUCAGCCACUGGCAUUGCCGUCAUGGCCUCCUUAUUUGGAGCCGCAGGAGCUGGAUUGACUGGAUAUAAGAUGAAAAAACGUGUUGGAGCAAUCGAGGAAUUUGAAUUCCUUCCACUGAGUUCUGGAAAGCAUCUCCACCUGACCAUUGCAGUGACUGGCUGGCUCUGCAGCGGUAAAUACAGUUCGUUCCAGGCCCCGUGGUGCAGCCUGGGCGAGUGUGGUGAGCAGUACUGCCUGGUGUGGGAGUCACGUUUCCUCAGAGAUCUGGGUUCAGCCAUGGCCUUACUGUUGGAUGGGCUGGUCAGCAUGAUGGCCCAGGAGGCUCUCAAGUACACAAUUCUCUCAGGCAUCGUGACGGCCCUGACGUGGCCUGCGUCUUUGCUGGCAGCAGCCAGUGUCAUUGACAACCCUUGGGACGUUUGCCUGAAUCGCUCAGCUGAGGUGGGGAAGCACCUGGCUCAGGUUUUACGAAGCAGACAACAGGGAAAGCGUCCUGUCAGUCUCAUUGGCUUCAGCCUUGGGGCAAGAGUAAUCUAUUACUGUCUACAGGAGCUUGCCAAUGACCACGGUAGUGAAGGAGUAGUGGAGGACGUGGUUCUCCUGGGGGCCCCAGUGAACGGCUCUGAGAAAGCCUGGAAAAGAAUGACCAGAGUAGUGGCUGGCAAAAUUGUAAAUGGCUACUGCAGAGGGGACUGGCUCUUGGGGUUCUUGUAUCGAAGCUCUGCCGCACAGCUGAAUGUUGCUGGGCUGCAACCAGUCAGCAUCAGCGAUCAACGUGUUAUCAACGUGGACCUUUCUUCUGUGGUUAAUGGUCACUUGGACUACAUGCGUCAAAUGGACACCAUCUUGGUAGCAGUGGGAGUCCCGACCAAAGAAGUUCCAGGAUCCUCCUUUGGCCUUCCUCAGUCUGGGACACCACCAGCAAAGGGGACAGUGGACAAACCUGACCGAGGUCCAAAUGAAGAGAAAUCAAGUGAGACACAUAGCAGAGCAGUUGAGACAGAAGAAGGCAGAGAACUGAGUCAAGCCAUAAUAACAGAGGAGAAUGGUGAGGGAUGGGAUAUCCCUGAUAUUUCAGACCUGCUUGAGUCUUUGAGCGAUGGCGAGUCGGAGCGUCAGGCAGCAGUUAGGAACAAUUUACCAGAUGGCAGUGAGGAAAAUGCCACUAAAAAUGACCUGGGCUGGGCUUUCGCUCAGCGUGACAGUGACAAGGUGGCGGGGCCUCAUAAUGACCAAAUGUCUUGGGGGAGGGGUGAUGGACGCUGGAGCACAGAGUGUGUAGAGACAAAUAAAGGCAGCCAUUCCAGUCUCGAUUUAUUGACAGAAACAGAGCACCAAAGUGGCAGUUUCAGCAUGAAAAUCCCCUCAAUUGAUGGAUGUAUUCCUGGAAACUAACAGUGUCGGUUCUUGUGGCCUUAUGCUCAUGUCCUCUGUCUGAGGAACAGUGCACCUGACCUUUAAUUCUCUCUUUGUGGGUGGUGAGCUCACAUGGAUGUGACUCCAUGCUGUUUUCUUCGGGCUGAGCCCAACUAUGUUCCAUGGCUGUAGACCCAGCUACCAGGUGCUUGCCGGCGGGUUCCCCUGCCACAGGCCUGACUCCAAGAGGAGACUCUGGAUUCCCUAAUCUGGGUGUGGUGACGCAUUCCAUUUUUGUGUCAGUCACAAAGGGUCUUUGUUGAAUUACCCUGUAUCUGUCUCCUUGCCUGUAUAUGCUGAGUGGGCCCAGCCAGUUUACAAGUGUUUUGUGGACUUGGAAAAUACAUAUGAGCAGGUACCCCAAGGCGUCUUGUGGGAGGUGUGGCAGAAGAAUGGGAUUUUGGGGCUGCUGCACCACAUUAUCCAGUCUGUAUACAACCUAAUAUGGGAGCGGUGUCCACAUUUGUGGCAUUGCAUCAGACCUGUUCAGUGCUUGUUGGGACUCCACCACAGGUCCCCUUGUCACCACGGGAUUUCAAAGUGUAAUCAGGGAUUGGAGGGUGUCCCAUUUGGCGACCUCAGAACUGCAUCUGUGCUUUUUGCGGAUGAUGUGGUUCUGUUGGAUUAAUCGGACAGUGACCUCUGAUGUGCACUGGGCAUGUGUGAAGUGACUGGGAUAGGUCUCAGCAGCUCCAAAUCUGAGGCUAUGGUCCUCUGUUGGAAGAGGGUGGAUUGUCCCUUCUGGGUCAGGGGAGAGUUAUUGCCCCAAAUCAAAGAGUUGAAGUAUCUCAUGAUGAAGAAAGAAGCCGUGGCUCUUGAUUUACCAGUCGAUAAAUCGCACAACCUUGAGCUUUUGGUUGUAACCGAAAGCUCACGGUUGCGUAUCUGAAUGGUGGAAAUGAGGAUCCACCCUCUAAGAUCUCUAAUACUCAGGGACAGGGCGAGAAGAUUGAAUAUAUCUGAGAGACUCUGAGUAGAGCUGCUGCUUCUUUGCAUCGAAAGGAGCCAGCUGAGGUGGUUCAGGCAUGAACAGCGAGGAUGUGCCCUGGAGGGUUUUUUUUUUAUUACAAACUGUGAUUAGUGUUGGAUUAUGUUAGUGUUAUCCAACAACCUUUAGUUACCAAACAAGCAGCUGUGGCUUUGGUGGCCACCAGAUCUAGGCUUUGAAAACAGAAUCAUCUCAAAGUUCAGGAAGGUCCUUUUGAGCUAAAUGUAACUUCAAACCAACGGAUAUGUUGAGAGACAGCCAGAGUGAGAACAAAGACGUGUCUGCUUUGGCUACGUUCAUAUGUAAUCCUUCCGUGAAGGGUUGUGUGGACUUGCUAUUUGUGCUCUAGAAUGUAACCACUGUUAAUCAGAAAAUGAUCUUUCUGAUUUAGGAAAUGUUUGUUCAGAAACUCUGCCUGUCACAGACCCCAUUCACUGUGUACUUAGCUCAACCAUCUCCAGCGCGCUUUUCUUUUGAUCCUAAGUUCAUACAAAAUUUUUUUGGCAGGGUUGUGUGGAGGAAUAACUGUGUAAUUUGAGUUUUAGAAGAUAACUUCUGUGACAUAAUCAGAAAGUAACUAUUUAUUUCUCUGUAGAAACAGCCCAUGUCUCACAAUGACAACUACAGCUGUUCAAAACCCAUCAUCAAUCCAGCAUCCACUAACCAUCCAGCAGGUGCCACACACAUGUAUGGAAUAUUACAUGUUAUUAUUAAUUUUCGUGUUGCCUUGGUUGACAUGGAUAUUAUUGCAGCAAUCUGACCGGAAUAUGUCAAUGCAAGUGUCAAGUCUUCUACAAGGACAUUCUUUUCUCGUCUGCACAUGGAUUAACUGUGUUUGUGUCAGUGGAAAAUGAUGUGAUGUUGUGAUGGAGAUAGUUUACUUUCACAGUGGAACACUGUCUUAUCCCUGACACCAAUUUGAUGUCAUUUCUGUUGAUUUUUAAACCACAUUUUGUGAUGAGAACUUCCACACAAAUGAGAGACUAGCAGACAGAAUUUGAAGUUAAUCGUGUUGUGUAUGAUAAGUGAAUUUCUGCAGCCUUUACCUGUUUUGUUUUACUGACUUGUCCAGUUAUUUUUUUUCCUUUUUCAUUAAAAGGUUUCUUAAAAACAGAUUAAAGCUUGGAGACAA
This is a messenger RNA of Thalassophryne amazonica, 4319 nucleotides long. RefSeq names its product transmembrane and coiled-coil domains 4 (gene tmco4). The transcript has 14 exons. The record is from RefSeq and is a predicted model, not a curated record. The coding region runs from base 70 to 2178 and encodes 702 amino acids. Lineage: Eukaryota; Metazoa; Chordata; Actinopteri; Batrachoidiformes; Batrachoididae.